AAUGGCGCAUUCGCCGCAGGCUCCGGCCGCUAGGAGACAAGAGUAGGAGCCGCCAGGCCGUGCGGCGCGCGGAAGGCCAGGCCGCUCGGAGGCUCGAGACCGGCGGCGUAGAGCGGCACCCGGAGGAGGAGGACCAGGAAGUGGGCGGGGGAGCGGGUCGGAAGAGAAGGGGCGGGGCCGUGGCGCAUAGCUGGGGAGGAGCUGGGGGAGGGGCAGGGCGGAGGUGGGAGGAACUGGGGGAGGAGUAUCUGGGGCUGAGGUGUGGGAAAGAGCUGGGUGAGGAGGGGCUUCUGGAGGAGGAGGCAGAGCUGAGGAGGAGUGGGGCCGAGCUGGGGAAAAGCCCGGCAGGUGCGGGGCGGGGGCGGAGCUGACAGGGAUGGAGCUUGGGCCCCUGGGAACCCAUGCAGGGUGGGCGAGGCCAGCUCAGUGGCGGAGGCCAGGCAGUGCCCUUUUGAGUCCUUUGCCUUAGGCGUCCAGUCCGCGCCGCAACAGUCGGCAAGGGUCAAAGUGGCAGCGACCCAGGGUCUUUAGCGACCAGAUCCGAGCCUCAGAAUGGACCCCAGGGGACAGGGAGGCGGGGGCGAGGGGGGGAGGGGAGGGCGGGGGACGGGGGAGGGAGGGGGAGAGGGCGGGGCCUCUGGGCAGAGUCUCGCACCUCUGGGCUGAAUGCCCAGGCCAGCUCCCCUCCAAAGCCACCCUGGGACUGCUGGCCGAGCCCUGCGGGACAGUCUUUAUCUGGCCUUUUCUGAGGUGAGAAGACAAUUUCUCACUCGGUUUCCUGUUGCCCCUGGGACCUGGCAUGUCCCAAAGAAAGCCAGCUUCCCCUUCAGAGCUGUUUCCUGUCCUCUUCCUCCCGGUGGGGGCGGGGCCUCAGCCCACUCAGUGCCGCCCACCUGGCUCUGCUCCUCCUCGCGUUCCUUACCGCCGCCGUCCCUCCCAUUUCCUUGGUGACCAAGUCCUGUGUCCCUGCCUCCCAAGUGCCUGAUCAGAAUAAAUGCUCCUCUUUCUGUCCCCACUGCUACUGGCUGACUUCAGGCCUCAUGACCUAGGGCCGGUGCUGUCACCUGAGUCUCCCCACCGGCCGGGACGCCUCGUGUCUCUCCUCCAGUGGGUGCCCCACAGGCCAUGGGUUCCGUGUCACGCCGCACAUGUGUCCUCGUCAACGCCGGACUGAAAACCCUGCCGAGCCCUCUCCUGUUUAAGCCCCAACACCUCGUUGGUGCCCUGGGAGGGCCUUCGAGUGGCCCCAGCUCUCCGUCCUUGUCGCCCAGCACCCUGGGUGCCUGUGCUGUCCCUGCACGCUGCGCGCACGCGCUCUGCGGGUCUCUACACUUGGGCACGUGCGGUUCCCGCUCCUGGACCCCUGGUUCCUCUUGUCCUGGCAAGCUCCUGUCCUCCCUCCAGGCACAACUGUAACGUCCCCUUCUCUGCCCGCCGCGGGCGUCAGGAGCUCCCGUCUGGGGUUCUGGCCGCGCCCUGUACCUUCCUGCUGCCUUCCUUCGCUGGGCUCUUCUUCCCGGGCUGGAGCUGCUCUCCAGGAGUCCCGGGAAGACAAGGACAGGGUCUUACUCGUUCCUGUAAGCCGGGCGCCUGACACAGCUGCUGCUGCUGCGGGGAUGUUGGCUCCACAGAGCGCUGCUUUCUCUUCCCGCGGGCUGGCCUCCUCUCUCCUUGCAGAAGCCCGAGGACACAGGAACGCCGGCCCCGAGGAACAACGUCCGGGCAGGAACAGGCCUUCUCUCCUUCCUCUCUGCUCACCCGGGUGUCAGCCUCGGCCUCCAGCCUGGCCGCUGCCGCCUUCCGCUGCCCGGGGCCCCUGCUCCCUCCCGGCCCCUGUGACUGGGCUGCAACCCACAUCACAGGAAUGCCUCCUCCCGCCCCUUGGGGGCUGGUUUCCUCCUGCCUUUGAAGGCCAGCUUUGGACUCCGCAUUCGCCUACACCCUCUCCGACUUGUAAGCGCCCCAAGCGUCAGCGGCGUGUCCCGCCGGCCCUCCCGCUGGAGGCUGCCGUCCACUCCCAGGCCCGCCCCCUGGGGCUAGUGGUCCCCGAGGAGGCGGUGCCCCGGCGUCCAGCGCUCUGCCCGUGAGAAAGGGCUCCUUCUUGACUGGGUAAGUCACUGGGUCGCCGCCUGGCUUUAGUUCCGUGCCCUGGACUCAGGCAGGGCAAGCCCCGGGGCGGCCGUGCAGCUGCAGGAAGACGGCCGGCCUUGUUUACUCUGCCCCAGCUCCCGGUUUACCUCCUGCCGCCCCACAUCUGGCCUGUUUCUAACACGUGCUCCCCUGCCCCCGCCUUCCCCUCUGUCCCCUGGGCAGCUCCUGUUGGCCGUGUCCCUCUCCACACGGCCCAGAUCGGGGGCUCCAGCCUGAGGACCGCAGGUAUUUCUGAUUCUGUCUUAGUGACUGGCGCUGCAGGACCUCGGGAAGGAGCUGCACACAGGGGGACCCGCAGACGUGAGCAGCCACUUUGCCGUCACUGCUCGGGGUGGUGGCUGCGCAGGGCACGUGGCACAGCACGGGGGGACUCCUGUGCACUUCUGGCGAUGCCCCCACUUGCAUUCACGUUACAGACCGUUGUUUCACCUUUGGCUGGGGGCGGGAGAUGCUCGUCUCCACGUCGGCGGCACUCGUGAGCUCUUGGGUCUACGUGCUCUUUAGCGUCC
Molecule: messenger RNA, 2660 nt
Organism: Physeter macrocephalus (sperm whale)
Lineage: Eukaryota; Metazoa; Chordata; Mammalia; Artiodactyla; Physeteridae
Product: ESX-1 secretion-associated protein EspI-like
Exons: 3
Coding region: 1617-2087 (156 amino acids)
Source: RefSeq, a predicted model, not a curated record